Messenger RNA from Pundamilia nyererei, 1222 nucleotides. Its product is annotated as retinol dehydrogenase 8. The record is from RefSeq and is a predicted model, not a curated record. The coding region runs from base 281 to 1120 and encodes 279 amino acids. Lineage: Eukaryota; Metazoa; Chordata; Actinopteri; Cichliformes; Cichlidae. Gene Ontology annotation, biological process: estrogen biosynthetic process. The transcript has 7 exons. Gene Ontology annotation, cellular component: cytoplasm; cytosol. Gene Ontology annotation, molecular function: estradiol 17-beta-dehydrogenase [NAD(P)+] activity.
CUCCUCUGGGAUUGGCCUCGCAUUGGCUGUCCAUAUUGCAAAAGAUGAGAAGAAGAGGUUCAUGGAAACAAUCCAUACAGCUCACCAUCAACAGUUUUUAUCUUAAACAUGUUUUAUGGAAGAAAUGGUCCUCCUGGUCUGUUGAUUACCCUGAGCAACUAGUAACCAUGUCGUACUGAUGUAACAGGCAACACCUGAAAGUUGAAAUCUGAGAAAAAUCCACAUUUGCUGCUCCUGGUGGAGAUAAUUUUUGUGAUAGUUUCUCAAAUUCUAUGCCACCAUGAGAAAUCUGAGUAAGGCUGAGCCUCUGGUUGAGGCAGCAGGUCGGACCCUGGGCCGGACCUUGGAGAUCAAGCAGCUGGACGUAUGUGACGAGGCUUCCAUCAAAGCCUGCGUGGACAGUCUGCCUGAGCGCAGGGUAGACAUUCUCAUAAGUAAUGCUGGGAUGGGUCUGAUUGGACCCAUUGAGUGUCAGUCUAUUGAAGAGAUGAAAAGUGUCAUGGACACCAACUUCUUUGGACUUGUGCGAUUAAUGAAGGAAAUCCUGCCCGACAUGAAGAGAAGGAAAAAAGGUCAUAUUGUGGUCAUUAGCAGCGUCAUGGGGAUUCAGGGGAUUUUAUUCAACGAUAUCUACGCAGCAUCUAAGUUUGCACUGGAAGGCUUUUGUGAAAGCCUAGCGAUACAAGCCCUGAGGUUUGGUCUAAACAUCAGCCUGAUAGAGCCAGGUCCAGUGAUAACCGAGUUUGAGCGUAAGGUUUAUGACGAGGGCCUAAAGAUUGAUCUCAGCAAAGCAGACAAAGUGACUGCUGACAUGUUCACAAAUGUCUACUUAAAGAACUACAAACAGAUCUUUGAAACCCUCGGACAGACUCCUGAGGACGUGGCAGAGCACACCCUCAAGAUCCUCAUCAUGGACAAUCCCCCUUUCCGGCACCAGACAAACACUCUCUAUACCCCUAUGACCACACUCAAGUACGCUGACCCAAAUGGUGACCUCCCGAUUGAAACGUUUUACAAAAUGGUGUUUGAACACGACAAGGUCUUCACGGCCAGCCUGAACUUCAUCAAGCUUUUGCAGUGGAGAAGCCGAAAGAGUUUUAAGUUAGAGAAGAGCAACUGAAUCAUGUCAUAUCUUUGUUAUUUUUGUGACAUGGGCAUAUUUGGCUGUUAUUGUCUAGCAGUGUUACCUCCCUGAAAUAAAUAAAGCUAUGAAAUGCCAUGA